Molecule: messenger RNA, 1221 nt
Organism: Prunus mume (Japanese apricot)
Lineage: Eukaryota; Viridiplantae; Streptophyta; Magnoliopsida; Rosales; Rosaceae
Product: UMP-CMP kinase 3-like
Biological process (GO): 'de novo' pyrimidine nucleobase biosynthetic process; pyrimidine nucleotide biosynthetic process
Molecular function (GO): ATP binding
Source: RefSeq, a predicted model, not a curated record
UUCCCAUAUUCUCCGAAAUUUCCAUGUUGACCCUACCGACCAACGCGCUAAAAUCAAGGUCACAAAAUAAGCUCACAUUCCUCCGUGUGAUUGUCUUUCUCACAUUCAAAACACCUUCUCCUUCCCUUGUAUUUAAGAAAAGCAGAGAGACCUCAAUUCGCAAUAACGUAGCUCAGAUCUUCACAUCCAUACCCACAGAUAGGUAAUCAGACACAUUUAGUUGGUGCCCAUGGGAACAGUUGUUGAUGCUGCUGCUAAGAAGGAGGCUAAUGGAAGCUUAGCUGAUCUGAACCCUACAGUUGUUUUUGUAUUGGGUGGCCCUGGCAGCGGAAAGGGUACCCAAUGUGCAAACAUUGUUCAGCACUUUGGGUAUACCCAUCUCAGUGCUGGUGAUCUUCUACGAGCUGAAAUCAAAUCUGGUUCUGAAAAUGGGACCAUGAUUUCAAAUAUGAUUAAAGAAGGAAAGAUUGUUCCUUCCGAAGUAACAAUUAAACUUCUUCAGCGAGCAAUGCUGGAAGGUGGUAAUGACAAAUUUUUGAUUGAUGGGUUUCCUCGUAAUGAAGAAAAUCGUGCCGCAUUUGAGGCUGUGACUAAAAUCGAGCCUUCAUUUGUCCUGUUUUUUGACUGUUCUGAAGAGGAGAUGGAGAGGCGCCUCUUGGGUAGGAACCAGGGAAGAGAGGAUGAUAACAUAGAAACAAUAAGGAAGCGAUUUAAGGUUUUCCUAGAGUCUAGUCUCCCUGUGAUAGAGUACUAUAACUCCAAGGGGAAAGUUCGGAAGAUUGAUGCUGGAAGGCCCAUCGAAGAAGUUUAUGAGUCAGUAAAAGCUAUUUUUGCCCCAAAAAAUGAUAAGGCUGAUUAAUUGCUGCAAGUGUGUCCAAGAUUUCAGAUCUUAUGUCUAUUGAGGUGAUGCAAUUGUUGGCUGCAUAUAUUGUUUUCUUUUGAGGGUUUUAUUCUUGAUGCUUACAUAUUAUAGAAUGUAUUCUAGACACUUGAGGUGUAUGCCUCUAGUCUUAUAUUGGUGAUUGUUUUCUAAUUUUAAGGUUUAUAGUAAUAAUUAUGGCAGUAAUCUUCUGUUUCAAGUGUUAUAAGUAGCUAUGCAUCCUUUACCCCCUUUUGCUUCUUGUGGGAUAAAGCGCUCGAAUUAGAAAAUUUGAUGAAAGACAGCAAUUAAAAGAGAGGAAAUUUCAUUGAAAGUGAUUGUUGCAAAGAUGCAUUGUACUU